This is a messenger RNA of Mycena indigotica, 1176 nucleotides long. RefSeq lists its product as uncharacterized. The transcript has 7 exons. Bases 1 to 1176 code for a protein of 391 amino acids. NCBI's taxonomy places the organism in Eukaryota, Fungi, Basidiomycota, Agaricomycetes, Agaricales, Mycenaceae. The record is from RefSeq and is a predicted model, not a curated record.
AUGCCGGCACUGGUUAUGGCGACGCAAACCAAGUCGCUCGGGCGGUCUUUUGCUCUUAUUGUUGGGUUGUGUGGGAGUGUGCGGCGCUCCUUGUUGAACUGGGCGGAAGUAGGUCUAAUGAGACUGGGUCCCAAAAGGCCAGCCACUCCAAGGCAGCCAGGACUCCGAUACGAACCAAGUAGUCCGAAACGGAGCUCGAUUACAAGACUGCGGCCCUCAAGGCUCAAGCGAAACGCCAGCCAUCUCAAGGCAGCCAGGACUCCGAAACGGAUAUCCUGGUCCACGAAGUCGUUGCGAAACGCUUUGACUUAUUCUCACCACCUCAUCUACAUAGACAUGAGUGACAGCAGUUGGCCAGACCGCUGUUUCGUCCAAAACAAGGAGUGCUUUGACUGUCCAAGUCCUGAGCUUUGUCUGUGCUUGUCCUGUGCUUUGACAAUGCUCUCGCCGAGGCCGUGCUCUUACCCUUUGUUGCGCUAUAAAAUCGGGUCUCCUUACCGCCCACCUUCUCAUACCAUGGCCCGCAUCCCGAACUCGACACUUGUCCGAAAAGCAGCUCACAAGACCCCUUCUCACUUACCCAAACAACAUACUAAACCAAUUCCUAUCUACAACAAGCCGAAUCAGGAUGCUAUCCGAGAAAUGAAAAGACAUUGGAACAGGACAAGAUUUCUUCGUCUCAAUAGCUUCUCCUUACGCCGGGCCAACACUCCAGGUCAACAAGGGUGGCAAUUGGCAGAUGACGUCCAAAUCCGGGAUAUAGAUUUGACCGGCAUUCAAGAGCCAGUUGCGGUUUUGGACGAGAAUAAUCAACUCUUAGUGGCAGCAUUCCCUAAGGGACUGACGAAGAAGUCUGCGGAUAUGCUACUGCAUCACAUUAUCACCCUUGCCUACAUCAUCAAAGAGGGUCAUCGCUGGAGUGAUGAAGCUGAGUCGGUCCUGAUAUGGAAUCGGGCACUCGGUAAGCCCUUCUUCAAAAUUGUGGUCACAUUUUUAAAAACACACCGCUUCUAUCGCGAUGUGGCUUCUGUCUCUCACCGAAUCAAUGCCAUGAUCAACGUUGUUGAUCCUGUGGCAUACCGUGGCCUCCAAGAGCUUCGCACCCUCUCUCAGGCUGAACAACAACUCGAACAUGUGGUGUCCACGAUCCUCUCCUCAUGGAGGGUCGGGAAGUAA